Molecule: messenger RNA, 1142 nt
Organism: Ipomoea nil (Japanese morning glory)
Lineage: Eukaryota; Viridiplantae; Streptophyta; Magnoliopsida; Solanales; Convolvulaceae
Product: peroxidase 7
Exons: 3
Coding region: 22-1017 (331 amino acids)
Biological process (GO): hydrogen peroxide catabolic process; response to oxidative stress
Molecular function (GO): heme binding; peroxidase activity
Source: RefSeq, a predicted model, not a curated record
GGGAAUUAAGUGUAAGUGAAAAUGAAGGGGUCUUGUAUCUUGAUCAUCAGCUUCCUCCUCAUCCUCGCAGUUGUGACUGCCUCGGCGGAUGAAGGCACGCCGGCCGCCGGUUUCAUCGACGACGUAUUGUCUUUCAACUACUACACAAAUAGCUGCCCGGAGCUAGAAAAAAUUGUGCACAAUGUUCUCAAGAAGUGGAUCAAGGAGGAUUACACCCUCGCCCCGGCACUCAUGAGGUUGCACUUCCAUGACUGCGCCGUUAGGGGGUGUGAUGGUUCCAUCCUAUUGAACCAUGAAGGAAGCGAGAGGAGUGGCAAUGCAAGCAAAUCAUUGAGGGGAUUCGAAGUAAUCAACGACAUCAAGAAAGAGGUGGAGAAGAAGUGCCCCAAGACCGUCUCCUGCGCCGACAUUCUCACCGUCGCCGCCAGAGACGCCACGCUCGCCGUCGGAGGCCCGUUCUGGAUGGUCCCCUACGGCCGGAAAGACGGCCGCGUUUCCCUCGCCAAGGAAGCAGACUCCAUGGUUCCCAUGGGGAAAGAAAAAAUCACAGAUUUAAUCGAGUUCUACCAAUCCAAGGGCCUAAACAUCCUCGACUUAGUCGUCCUUUCUGGAGCACACACGAUCGGGAGAACAUCCUGCGAAGCGCUACAGUUCAGGCUGUACAACUACAACGGAACAAACGGAGCAGACACGACAAUCAAUCCUCGUUACCUAAACUAUCUCCGAAGGAAGUGCAGAUGGGCGUCGGAAUAUGUGAAUCUUGACGCCGUUACGCCCAACACGUUCGACGUUCAGUACUACAAGAAUCUGCAGAAUGGAAUGGGGCUUUUGAAGACGGACCAGUUGCUGUACUCCGACCAGAGAACGGCGCCGCUCGUCGCCGCCUUGGCCUCUCAGCCGUCGGUGUUUGAGCACCAGUUUGCGGCGUCCAUGGUCAAGCUUGGCAACAUCCAAGACUAUGUGGAUGAUGAUGGUGAAAUUCGAGUUAACUGCGACUGUGUCAAUAAGAAUUAUUGAGUUUUGUGUGUUUUAUUUUGUCUUGGUUUUAAUUUUUGUUUCCUUUUUGUAACUUUUAAAAAUAUUUCUACUACAGAAAUUUUGAUAUGACCUUCCAAAAAUAUGUUGGUCUGUCUUUGACCAGU